Messenger RNA from Daktulosphaira vitifoliae (grape phylloxera), 1807 nucleotides. It is a transcript of the gene fd102C, whose product is annotated as forkhead box protein E3. The transcript has a single exon. The coding region runs from base 233 to 1240 and encodes 335 amino acids. Gene Ontology annotation, molecular function: RNA polymerase II cis-regulatory region sequence-specific DNA binding; DNA-binding transcription factor activity, RNA polymerase II-specific. Lineage: Eukaryota; Metazoa; Arthropoda; Insecta; Hemiptera; Phylloxeridae. Gene Ontology annotation, biological process: cell differentiation; regulation of transcription by RNA polymerase II; anatomical structure morphogenesis. The record is from RefSeq and is a predicted model, not a curated record.
GGAAGAGGCGUACGAGAAAUCGAAACAAAAUGUAAACGGUACACAUAGAAAAUAAAAAUAAAACAAAUUUGUAUUUACGCACGUACACCGCCGCUACAAUGUUUGUGUAUUUGUUGUUGUACCGCGGACGCGCACUGGUGGUGGGGCGCGACUCGUAGGCGUACACCGGGGGACCGUUGUACCUACUCUACGGACAUUUCAUCAACGGUUCAUUCGCGCUCGUACCGCCGACAUGUGUAGCAGGCCCACCGACGACGGCUCGGAGCCUAACUCGCAGGCCAGCCUGAACCGUUACCGUUUACAUUUGUACAACUACGCGUUGCAAGCCGAACGGCUUCGCCUAUCUGCUAGUGGAUGGGGUGCCGUCUGCCCCGUGUAUCCGACCGCGGCUACCGGACUAUAUCCUCCCAGGUUUCCGGUAACUCUAUUCCAUCCGGGCGGUCAGAAUCCGGACGAGCCUAAGCCACAACAUAGUUACAUCGGGCUCAUCGCCAUGGCCAUAUUACAAUCGUCCGAAGGCAAACUCGUGCUGUCUGAUAUCUACCAGUACAUACUAGACAAUUACCCGUACUUCCGCACCAGAGGACCGGGUUGGAGAAACUCCAUAAGACACAAUUUGUCGUUGAACGACUGUUUCGUCAAAGCUGGUAGGAGCGCUAACGGCAAGGGCCACUACUGGGCCAUUCAUCCAGCCAACGUAGACGACUUCAAGAAAGGAGACUUCAGGCGACGGAAAGCCCAACGCAAAGUCCGUCGGCACAUGGGUUUGUCCGUGGACGAUGAUGGUAACGACUCGCCCAGUCCACCUCCACCGCCGUCACCUUCCGUAGCCGCGUUGUCGCCGGCCAUGUGGCCGUCACCGCCGCCCGUAGUGCCGCCACCUUUCUUUUUUCAACCCCAACCGAUGCAAUCAGCCCCUACCACGGCCAGGUCGCAAAAGAGACAAUUUGAUGUGGCCUCUUUACUCGCGCCGGAUCCUCCUAAAAAACAAAAAACAACCACCGGCAGUAGUGACGAAGAUGAAGAAACGAGGACUUGGGAACCAAGUUUAUUGCAGCGGUACUAUGAGCAACAGUUACAAGCCGCUCAUCGGCUACAAGCUUUUCGGCAGACUUUGGGUCUUCAAAGGAUGAUAGGUCCUUGGUCAGGUGUAAUCGUUGAUCGGAAUCGGACACCAACUCCUCCGCCGCAACAGUUUACUACGCCUAGCGAUCCUAUCAAAACUGAAAUAGUUGACUGAAAUGGUUACUCUUACUUUUGAUCAAAUGUAAGCUGUUAAUAAAAGUUACUUUUUAGAUUUAUUAAUUAAUUAGAUAGUUGAACGUUUCAUUUUUUUUUUUGUCUCUGAAAUAAUACCCUGAGAAUUUUCAAAAAUUACAAAAGUAUUAGUUUUUAACAAAAGAACCAAUUUUUAUUAUAUUUCAAUUUAAAGUACUAUUUACAUUAAUUAUAAUGAUAACAAUUGAAAAAAAACUAUGUCUUUUCAAAAUGAACAACUGAAAUAGAUAUGAACGUUCUACUAUUUUCGGUUGUAUCGGACUAAUAAAACGAAAAUGUAUAAUUAUGAUUUUAAUAGUGACAAACAAUUGCAAGGAAAAUUAUUAUUCCAUUUUUUUAUUCGAUAAAUUUGUAUUACAUGCGAAAAAUCUUGAAAGUUAAAGUAAUAAUAAUUCUCAAUGUUAUUAUUUAUUAUUCUAUGUUAAAUAAUAUAUUUAGAUUUUAAUUGUUAAAGAAAUGAAACAAUACAUUUUAUACAUUUCUGUUUUAUGUAAAUAUUGUGUAAAAUAAAAGUAAUAUAAAUCUAAUU